This is a messenger RNA of Lactuca saligna, 1929 nucleotides long. Lineage: Eukaryota; Viridiplantae; Streptophyta; Magnoliopsida; Asterales; Asteraceae. The record is from the annotation of a GenBank genome assembly.
AUGUCUGAAACCCCAGCGGAGGUUUGCUUGGUUCGCUGUCCUAAAUGUGAAAGUCUGCUGCCUGAAGUUACUGAUUACUCUGUUUAUCAGUGUGGUGGUUGUGGCGCUAUUCUUCGUGCAAGCCGUAAACCCAUCCACUCAGCAAAAGUUUCUAAUGAAGAAAACGAUGGGGUUUCAAACAAUAAGUCUAAAGAAUUACAAAAUGUCAAUUUCUCGAGUCAGAAAACAAAGAAUUUAAGUUUAGACUUCAAUCAAGAUGAUCUUAGAUGUAACGAGAGCAUGCAGAUUGAUCAAAAGAUGGAGAAUUUGAACAUAAAUGGUGAAUCGGGAAACUUGGAACCCCAAAUAAACACUUCACGAAGACCUUUUCAGUCCUCGAUUAACCAAGAUGAAAUCUUACGGAAAUUAGACGAACUUAAGGAUCAAAUUGUUCAGGCUAAAGAAAAAACUUCAUUUUCUAACAAUCUUAUUAGAUCACGACCUCCAAUUCCAUCCCCAUAUCAACAUCCUUACUUUUCCAGUCAAUAUGUUACUAAAUAUUCGGAUACUCGUAUGCAAUUUCACCAUCCUUUAUGUUCUUGUCUGAUUUGCUACACCAAUCACCACCGUCCCCGCCCUCCACCACCACUUCACUACCGCCAUGACUAUCGAAAACCCUACACACAGUGGUCAGGUAACCUUCAUCGUCCCCGGAGACGGAUUUUAGCUGCCGGAGGGAGGCGGUGCCGCCUGGUAGCUGGCGGCUCUCCGUUUAUAGCUUGUUGCAAUUGUUUUGAAUUGCUUGAAAUACCCACGAAAAGCUAUGGAAAAACUCUAAAGAAAUUGAGAUGUGCAACGUGCUCUCAAGUGAUCUUGAUUUCUGUUGUCGACAAGAAGCUCGUUAGCAACCCUGAGAAGAUCGGUGGUAAAAUUAACAAAGAAAAUAUGCAUAAAUGGCGUGUCAAUACCAUGGAGUUUUCAUCCAAUGAUUUUGAUGUUUCGGGUGAUUUUGAUUUCAAAUGGUUAGAUAGAAGUUUAUCUUCACCACCUUCCGAAUCUUCACUUGAAGAUCAUUUUGAUUAUUCAGCAUCGGUUUCCCGCCAAAGCUCCAUGAAAGAUGUUGCCACUGAGAUCAGGAUUUCGUCAAACGAGUAUAGUGUUAACAAUGGUACAUCUCAAGAAUCUUUGGAUCAACAAGAUGAUACAGGAGGACAUGAAUCUUUCUUGUUGGGUAUGAUCAAGAAAAGCUUCAAGCUUUCAAGAUCUAAUGAUCAUGUUGACCCUGGAAAAGUCAACGUUACGGUCAACGGGCAUCCGUUGCCUGAUCGGGUGGUCAAGAAAGCUGAAAAGAUUUCUGGACCGAUACAACCAGGGGAUUACUGGUAUGAUUCCAGAGCUGGAUUCUGGGGCAUGAUGGGUGGCCCAUGUCGUGGCAUAAUUCCGCCAUAUAUCGAAGAAUUCAAUUACAUGAUGCCUGAAAAGUGUGCUGAUGGGCAUACAGGUGUUUUUGUGAAUGGGCGGGAGUUGCAUGAAAGGGACUUGGAUUUGCUUGCAAGCAGAGGGCUGCCAACCGAUAGAGAUCGAUCCUACAUAAUUGAGAUAUCUGGGAGAGUGUUUCAGGAAGGAUCCGGUAGCGAGCUUCAAUGUCUCGGAAAACUUGCCCCUACAGUUGAGAACAAAAAGCAUGGAUUUGGGAUGAAACCCCCGAAAAUGACGGAUUAAUGACGGAUUUAUGGAAGUUCAAUUGUUGCACUCCAAGAAAAUCUUGAAUUCGUGUUAUCGUUUCAAAUUUACUAAUUGUUCAUAUAUUGUUAAUUAAAUUAAUCCUGUUAGCUAGCAUGUGCCAAUUUUGUCGGAUAAAUAGGUGAUUUAUUUUCAAAAUAUGUCCAUCAUUAAUCACCUUAGUAACAAAUGUAACUCAUAACUACCCAUCUAUGCAUUAAUCAAUUA